Messenger RNA from Xiphophorus hellerii (green swordtail), 940 nucleotides. It is a transcript of the gene dbi, whose product is annotated as diazepam binding inhibitor (GABA receptor modulator, acyl-CoA binding protein). NCBI's taxonomy places the organism in Eukaryota, Metazoa, Chordata, Actinopteri, Cyprinodontiformes, Poeciliidae. Gene Ontology annotation, molecular function: fatty-acyl-CoA binding. Bases 143 to 412 code for a protein of 89 amino acids. The record is from RefSeq and is a predicted model, not a curated record. Gene Ontology annotation, biological process: fatty acid metabolic process. The transcript is spliced from 4 exons.
AAAAUAGUGCUCGGAAAGGCGUGUCUAAACUUUGAACUGUGGUCCCAAUGAAAGAAGGACGGAGCGCUGAGCUAACCCUCCAUUGUCGGCUGGUUGCACGUCGUCAGUAGAUUCAUACAGCAGUUGAGGAUCGUGACUGAAAAUGACAGACUUACAAGCUAACUUUGAUGUGGCCGCAGCUGAAGUAAAGCAGCUGAAGGCGAAACCUUCUGAUGAUGAGAUGUUGCUGCUCUAUUCCUUGUUUAAGCAAGCCACCGUGGGAGAUGUUAACACAGCUCGUCCUGGAAUGCUUGAUUUUACUGGAAAAGCUAAGUGGGACGCCUGGGAGAAGCAGAAAGGCAAAAGCAAAGAGGAUUCCAUGAAUGAGUACAUCAAGCUGGUAGAAGAGCUAAAGCAGAAGCAUGGAAUCUAAUCACUGCCAAUGAGUCAGGCUGCUGCACAGAUUUGGACUUUGUCCAAUAAUUUCUUCCAAUGAACCUGUUUAAACACCAUUUUAAUAAAGCCGAGGAUCCUCUACUUAUAAUGGCUAUAAUCGGUGGCAUGAAGUUCUCCUAAUGUUGCAGUGCUAGUUAGAAAUUGCCUUCAACUUGCUUUUUAGUGUUAUUAUAAUGUCCAUUGUCAUUUCAAAGUAAAAUAGCUGCUCUUAAAACAUGUGUUGUGUACACCCAAACUCCUAAUGUUUCUACUGUCCAGGACAGCUGCAUGGGCCUGAAAAAGAUUAUUUUCUAUGGGUUCCCACCACUGCAUUCUACUACUAAUAUACAAAUAAAUCUGGAUUUCUCAAUUAAAGACAUGGUUGGCAAUAAAGCUGAGGAUCCUCUUCUCAUAAUGGUUAUCAAUGGCAUGAAGUUCUCCUAAUGUUGCAGUGCUAGUUAGAAAUUUGCUUUUUACUAUCAUAAUGUCCAUUGUAAUUUCAAAAUAAAAUAACUCCUUAAAACAA